Necator americanus (New World hookworm) is the source of this 372-nucleotide messenger RNA. RefSeq lists its product as uncharacterized. The transcript has a single exon. NCBI's taxonomy places the organism in Eukaryota, Metazoa, Nematoda, Chromadorea, Rhabditida, Ancylostomatidae. Bases 1 to 372 code for a protein of 123 amino acids. The record is from RefSeq and is a predicted model, not a curated record.
AUGACGGACGUCGCUGUCGUACCAAAGUUGUAUACGGGAUCGGACCAUCGCCUCAUCCAAGGAAGAUUUUCCUUCACAAGGAGAGCAGAGAAAGCCGCCAAGUUCAGAGAGCGAAAUCCCAGAACUAUCAUCAACUGGGAUCUCUUCGCUACGCUAGCCGGCUUUUGGGGAGAUUCCGCAAUGGACAACAUCGACGAGGAAUAUGACCGGCUCGUUGAACACCUUCACGACUGCGCGAAGAAGGCUGAGAGUUUUAAAACCAUCAACAGACGCCUGUAUUUUAAAGCUCUUGAGCUGAUACGCCAGCAGCACGAGCCGCAGGGAACCAAGAACUCACGUCCGAGCUCGCAAAGCUUUGCAGAGAGGCCAUAA